AUGCCUCUCACACCGAAGAUGAACGAGACAACUCCCAAACCAGGCCAUUGGGAAUACCAAGGACUGGAAGACAUGUACGGCGGCCUGAACCAAACCAAUGCUAACUUCACUAUCAGCGGCGAGUUAAUCGUGAACCCUGAAGGUCCCCGUUUGUACAAAGUCGAAAUUCUCCUUAUUGGGAAAGACGGGCGAGACCUGGAUUGGGGCAAAACCAUACCAAAAAGUUCGAGUACUUUACAUAAAGUCCUUAUCACUGGUCUCCAGUUCGACCAAGACACAAUCACAUACAUCAAGGAUCCCGAAUCUGACCCGGCACAGCAAACCUGUGAAUCUGCGCAAACGUCGUAUGUCCUGAUUAAGGAUAACCCGGAUAACAUCCUUGGUGGUACGUGUAAAAUUCAACCACGCACCCGAUUCGGUCCAAGUGAGCCUCCUGCGGAUGAAAAAACUCGAUGCAAGUGCGAUUGUAUUGUCUGUUUUUGCAAUCGAUAGAUUCAAGCUUUCUUUUUUUCUUUGACUCAUCUCUCUGGCUCUUUAUAUUUACUUGGUUGGCAUUAUGUAAAUUAGGCUUCUUUGAGUCUUGAUUAUAUUGUUCAGGUUU
Talaromyces stipitatus ATCC 10500 is the source of this 601-nucleotide messenger RNA. RefSeq lists its product as uncharacterized. Bases 1 to 492 code for a protein of 163 amino acids. Lineage: Eukaryota; Fungi; Ascomycota; Eurotiomycetes; Eurotiales; Trichocomaceae. The record is from RefSeq and is a predicted model, not a curated record. The transcript is spliced from 2 exons.